Molecule: messenger RNA, 2019 nt
Organism: Eucalyptus grandis
Lineage: Eukaryota; Viridiplantae; Streptophyta; Magnoliopsida; Myrtales; Myrtaceae
Exons: 4
Coding region: 1-2019 (672 amino acids)
Source: RefSeq, a predicted model, not a curated record
AUGGUGGCCAUGCGUGCGAAGAUGGUCGAGUUGAAAAGCAAACUUGCCAAGCUUGAAGCUGCACGCGUGAAUGGAGUGAUCACCAUGCAACCACGUGCCGAUGCACCCAAGCCGAAAGAGUUCAAAGGUUCACGAGUGGCAAAGGACGUGGACAACUUUCCGUGGUACAUGGAACGCUACUUCCAGACUAUGGGAAUGACCAAUGACCGUCGUAGGUCGGAUGAUAGGAAUGGCGACCCUAUCAUGACAUGGGCUUGGUUCGUCGAGGAAUUUCGGCAAACAUACUAUCCCGCUUAUGCGACGGAGGAAGUUCGCGGGGAACUCAAGCGCCUAGAACAAAAGGUUGAAGUCCGCGACUACGUGAAACGGUUCUCAAAGUUGUUGCUCCAAAUCCUGUCCAUGAUCGAGACGGAAGCAUUCCAUCAGUUCAUGAGCGGACUCAAACCAUGGGUCAAGCAAGAGCUCAAACGGUGCAAUGCAACGGAUCUCACAACGGCUACUUCCGUGGCCGAGUCCCUUGUGGAAUACAAACCAUCGUCCUCUACCAAGCUAGACUCUCGACCGAAAGAAAGGGCCAAUGGUGAGGGAGAUCGGAGCCGAUACAACCAUCCGAAUGGAGGCAAACCACCAUCGGUCCCUCCUAGGACUCAACCCGAGUCGAGCCAUGGAGGAUACCAUUGUAAGGUACGCACCUACAAGUACUUCUUUUGCGACAGUCCCCAUAUGGCCCGAGAUUGCCUGAAAGAAGGAAAGUUGGCAAUGUUGUGCAAGGAGAAUGAGCCACGAGAGGAGGCGCAGUUGGGAUCGUUACAGAUCCAUGGGUCAAUCAAGGUUAAGAAGGCUAAGGAACCCAAAUGGAUGAUAUUCAUAGAUGUAAAGAUCGGUGGUACCACGAUGAGUGCGCUCAUGGAUACUAGGGCAUCCGAUCUCUUCAUAUCCAAAAAAGCCACAAAGAAGUUGAAUCUUCCGGUCGAGACGAGUGAUGCCGAUUGGCUCAAAACGGUGAACUCCAAAGAAAUCCCGACUAGUGGCAUGGCUAGAGACGUGGAGCUGCACCUUGGUCCAUGGACAGCAAAGAGGAUAUCGAGAUUCCUCAAUCGGAUCAAUGCGGGCGUUAUGCCCUUCGCGGAUUGUAUUUGCAUCCUAGAUAAGUGGUGCCAAUGCAUGGUCCUAAUCUACUGCGAGUCGAGACACGAUAGGAAGAUGCUAUCGGCCAUGCAAUUGACAGAGGGGUUAUGGAAGGGCGAGGUGACCUUCUUGGCAGUGUUGAAGGAGGAGGGUGUGGAAGAAAGUGAGGUACCGGGAGAGAUGACCCAAGUCCUUGACGCCUUCCAAGUGAUGCUGCCUGAGCUGCCCAAGAAGUUGCCUCCUCGAAGAGAAGUGGACCACCGGAUCGAGCUUGUGCCCGAUGCUCGACCGCCGGCCAUGGCACCCUAUCGCAUGGCCCCGCCUGAGUUUAAGGAACUGAGGAAACAACUCAAAGAAUUGCUCGAUGCGGGGUAUAUUCGGCCGUCCAAGGCUCCGUUCGGUGCUCCAGUUUUGUUCCAAAAGAAACAUUAUGGAUCUCUCCGUAUGUGCAUAGAUUACCGAGCAUUGAACAAGCUCACUGUCAAGAACAAGUACCUGAUCCCGCUCAUUGCAAACUUAUUCAAUCAACUUGAGGAAGCCCAUUGGUUCUCCAAGCUUGAUCUACAAUUGGGAUACUAUCAGGUUCGGAUUGCCGAAGGGGAUGAGCCGAAAACUGCGUGCGUGACUUGCUACAAAUCGUACGAGUUCUUCGUCAUGCCUUUUGUCUUGACCAAUGCACUAGCUACGUUUUGCACUCUCAUGAACAAGCUGACACUCGAGGAACACGUCAAGCAUUUGAGUCGAGUUUUCCAGCUUCUCCAGGAAAAUGACUUGUAUAUGAAGAGUGAAAAAUGCGCCUUCGCGCAAGAGGAAGUCCCUUUCCUUGGGCACAUUGUCGAGGGCAAACGAGUACGGAUGGACGCGGCCAAGAUCCAUGCCAUUGUUGAAUGA